This is a messenger RNA of Fusarium oxysporum Fo47, 921 nucleotides long. RefSeq lists its product as uncharacterized. The transcript has a single exon. Bases 1 to 921 code for a protein of 306 amino acids. The record is from RefSeq and is a predicted model, not a curated record. Lineage: Eukaryota; Fungi; Ascomycota; Sordariomycetes; Hypocreales; Nectriaceae.
AUGGGACCUGGUGAUCCCUUUAAUCCCGAUAGAGACAUCCCCUCUCUCGCAGGCAAAGUCAUUCUCAUUACAGGUGGCAAUGCUGGUAUUGGCAAACAAUCAGCUCUCGCUCUGUCGAAACACAAGCCCUCGGAGAUUUGGAUUGCUGCUCGUAACGCCAAAAAGGCUGAGACAGCCAUUACCGAGAUCAAACAACAAAGUCCUGGCGUUAAUGUCCGCUUCCUAGAACUGGACCUGUCAUCUUUUGCAUCUGUUAGGUCAGCCGCUCAGACCCUUUUGAAGUCCGUCUCACGGCUUGAUGUCCUUAUGCUCAAUGCCGGUAUUAUGGCAUGUCCACCUGGCCAGACUUCGGAGGGAUAUGAGGUGCAGUUUGGCACGAACCACAUGGGACAUGCCUUGUUGACUAAAUCUCUGCUACCACUCCUUACCCACACUGCCUCGUCAGUUCCUAGAAGUGAUGUGCGAGUCGUGAGCGUAAGCUCUGUUGCCCAUAAGUUCGGCCCCUCGGGCGGCAUUCAGUUCGACACUCUCAAGUCUACUGCCAGCGGAAUGUCAACCACCGAUCGCUAUGGCCAGAGUAAACUUGCCAAUAUUCUCUUUAUAAGAGAACUCGCCUUGCGCCACACUGAGUUGACCGCAGUGUCGAUCCAUCCCGGCACUGUCAAAACAGAUCUACAGAAUUCGAACGGCGGUAGUUGGAUGCUCAGUGCAUUUCAAAAGUUCGUUGUUCCUCUGGUUGGAGUAAGUGUAGAAGAAGGGGCAAAGUCUCAGUUAUGGGCUGCCACAGCCAAGGGAGUUAAGGCCGGGGAGUAUUAUGUUCCGGUUGGUGUAUCGGGGAAUGGGAGUCAGUUGUCCAAGGACAAAGUCUUGGCAAAGAAGCUGUGGGAUUGGACCGAGAAGGAGUUGGAGUCACAUGUUUGA